Nycticebus coucang (slow loris) is the source of this 1496-nucleotide messenger RNA. Its product is annotated as actin-binding protein WASF2-like. Bases 244 to 1233 code for a protein of 329 amino acids. Lineage: Eukaryota; Metazoa; Chordata; Mammalia; Primates; Lorisidae. The transcript has 2 exons. The record is from RefSeq and is a predicted model, not a curated record. Gene Ontology annotation, biological process: virion assembly.
CCCGGAGGACCACAGGCUGAAACCCUGGGGGACGCCCCAGGAACUGAGGAGAACCAGGGACGCCUGGUUGUCUCCUGCUGUAAGGGCGCUGGUCGAGUCUGGUUGUUCGAUCAAAAAUUACGGGAAACGCGCCCGUCUGAUUCUGUUAUAGGCUUGUGAAGGACCAAGUGUAGUAGGUGGGUCCUUGUACCUGUAAUAUUUCUGUUAUUUCUGUUAUUUGUGUUUCUGACAUAUCCACUGACGAUGGGACAGACUGUGACAACCCCUCUGAGUUUAACUCUAGAUCAUUGGACUGAAGUGAAGAGAAGAGGUCGUGAUCUGUCAGUAGAGGUUAAAAAAGGCCCAUGGCAGACUUUCUGCUCCUCGGAGUGGCCUACUUUUAACGUCGGCUGGCCCUCAGGAGGAACCUUUGACUUAUCUCUUAUUUUUGCUAUUAAAGAGAUUGUUUUUCAGAGAGGACCGGGAGCUCAUCCGGAUCAACAACCUUACAUCAUAGUCUGGCAGGACCUGGUGCAGAAUCCGCCCCCCUUGGUUCGGCCGUGGACUGCCACAUCCAGGCCCCCGUCUAAUCCUCAGGUGCUCGCUGUCCAAUCUUCCGGUCCCAGAAAAGGGGGCGACAGUUCGGACCCCCCUAAGAAGAUCUACCCGGAAAUCCAGACUGAUCAUCUUCUCCUCGACCCUCCACCCCCUCCUCCCCCAUACCCUCCCGCCUUGGCUCCUGUCGGGGGGCAGGGAGGACCAGCAUCGCCGGAUCCGGCGAUUGCCCCCUCGGCACCCCCGGGGGAACCUUCACUGGGGCCCGCACAAGGUACCAGGAGUCACCGCCGGGGAGGAGUGUCUCCCGACACUACUGUUGCCCUACCCCUGAGGGCAUACGGCCCCCCGCCGGUGGCAACAGAUGAGGGACCACCUCCUCUCCAGCCCCUCCAGUACUGGCCAUUUUCUUCCGCAGACCUGUAUAACUGGAAAACUAAUCACCCCCCUUUUUCAGAAGACCCCCAACGCCUGACUGGGCUGGUAGAGUCCCUGAUGUUCUCUCAUCAGCCCACAUGGGAUGACUGCCAGCAGCUCAUACAGACUCUCUUCACUACUGAAGAGAGGGAGAGGAUUUUAUUAGAAGCUAGGAAGAAUGUACUCGGGGCGGACGGGCGUCCUACCCAGCUCCCCAACAUCAUCGAGGCUGCCUUUCCCCUCUCCAGACCAGACUGGGAUUUCAACACGGCAGAAGAUUAAAAGCCCUUGAAACUGUGCAAAAGGAGGUGUGGAGCCGGCUGAUCGAGGCCUACAAGCCCGGGGAUCUGCAAAUACCUCACCAGUUCCAGGUUGGAGAUUCGGUGUACAUCCGGCGCCACUGGACAGCCAACCUUGAACCACGGUGGAAAGGACCAUACCUGGUGCUGCUCACAACCCCUACGGCAAUAAAAGUCGAUGGCAUCGCAGCCUGGAUCCACGCAUCUCAUGUCAAACCAGCACCGCCGCCAGACUCCGGGUGGAAA